Molecule: messenger RNA, 3882 nt
Organism: Pelmatolapia mariae (spotted tilapia)
Lineage: Eukaryota; Metazoa; Chordata; Actinopteri; Cichliformes; Cichlidae
Gene: pdgfbb
Product: platelet-derived growth factor beta polypeptide b
Exons: 8
Coding region: 731-2296 (521 amino acids)
Biological process (GO): positive regulation of cell population proliferation; positive regulation of MAP kinase activity; positive regulation of ERK1 and ERK2 cascade
Cellular component (GO): membrane
Molecular function (GO): platelet-derived growth factor receptor binding; growth factor activity
Source: RefSeq, a predicted model, not a curated record
UAAUCAGUCAGGUCCAGGGGCUGAGACGCACCGAGCCACACAGCGGUUUGCUUGUUGAUAAGACUUCUUGGAAGAAGAGGACCGCAAACUACCUUCCUGCGACGUUAUUUCUGCCUCUAAGCUGGACUUUUGGGACGCCUUACGGUUGAAGAGGAAAAGUCUCUUGACUGUCGGGAAAUGAAAACUCAAAUGGAUUUGUAAUUUAUUGCUUUUUUUUAAAAAAGAAAAAGAAAUUAAUUUGGGACACACUUGGAAUUAUUUAAACUUUACUUCCUUUCUAAAUCUCUUGGAUAUUUUUUUAAAAAGUAUUUUUCUAAAGUGUAGACUUUAAUUGCUUGGAAAUGUCUUUUGCUAAAAUGGUCUUAUUCUUUUCAUCUGAGCUUUCAGCCAAAAACGGACACUUCAGCGCAUCAAGGUGAACUUAACUGAGUGAACUAAACCGGACUUUGAAGAGUGAACUGAAAGUAGGAGGCUUACUGUAGCUCUGAAUUUUUAUCUUUAUAUUUCGAGGGGAACUUGGAAAAAAAAAGUUUGGUGCAGCUGAGCGGAUUCUUCUUCAUCUUUUGGGAACACCUCUGCUGUGGGACCGCGGUGUGGACGGACGCUCGCACGCGCGCGCAGUCUCGCAGGGCGAGCCGCUGUCCCCCCGCGCGCAGUGCUGAGGAGAGAGGCUCUCUCGCGCUUCCAUAAAUGCCCGGUCCGUCGAAGAGGCUCGAGGCUGGGCAGCAAGAUGAGCUCGUGGGUACAGCUGCUGCUCGCGUUGCUAGCGGUGUGUCUGCGGUUUGGCGUGGCCGAGGAGGACGCUCUGCCUGCAGCCCUGGUGGAGCUGGUUAGAAACAGCCCCAUCUCCUCAAUAGAGGACCUUCAGAUGCUGCUGUUCUCUGACUCCGUAGAUGAGGAAGACGAGACUUCUGCAGCCAAUGGAGGUCACAGACUACCAAGGAGCCUCGAUGCCCAGCCGGCUCAGCAGGCUCUGUGUAAAGUUCGAACAGAAGUGGUUGAGGUCACAAGGGCAAUGUUGGACCGGAGCAAUGCUAACUUCCUGCUAUGGCCACCCUGUGUUGAGGUGCAGCGCUGCUCUGGCUGCUGCAACACUAAAAGCUUGCAGUGUGUUCCUGUUGUCACACACAAAAGAUACUUGCAGGUUAUGAAGAUCGAGUACAUCAACAAGAAACCCACUUAUGCUAAAGCAGUGGUGUCAGUUGUGGAUCACGUGGAGUGCAGAUGUCAGACUGCUCCUCGUCCUCCACCACACAAGAAGAAAUCCUCUCGCAGGCAGCACGGCUACCUGCAUCGAAACCAGACACAUAGCCAAGGACAUGCACACGGACAGGUUAAGGUGCAUUCCAAGGAUGAGCUUCAUCAGUUGGAUGAGCUCAAACAGAACCAGAGGGCCCACCUGGAGGAUCUCCUGGAACAGCAAUGGAGCCCCAGAGGAGACACCUUCACUCAGCCCGGAGAAGGAUACAGUCUUGCUGGGGAGGACACUUCUCGUUCUGGAGAAUCCGUUCUCUUUGCUCCACACUGGGCUCAUAACAUCAGCAAGCUUGUUGAGGCUAAAGAAACUGAGAAUGUGGAGAGGAAGGAUGGCGUGGUCUCAGAUGCCAACAAAACUGCCUCCUCAGUGGAUACAGCUGGAACUAAGGUGAAGAACAAGUUGGUAGGAGGUGGGAACGGGUUGCACAUCAUUAACACUGGAGGGAAAGUUAACAAGGAGAACAAAGAGACACAAACACACAGCCCAUUGUGGCAAGAAGACAAAGGCAAAUACUCAAAGAUUCACACAAGUGGAUUCUCUCAGCAUGUUACUCCUGAAGCAAAAUUCAGCCCUACCGAGGAAACCGUCACUGACACAGUUAGGGGCAGGUUCCGACCUACCAAAGAACCGAACCCGGAACCCCGUGAGCUGGCGCGACAAAGAAAAAACGAGACUCCAGAGGAGGAGAGGAUAUUACAGAUUGCGGAAGCCAAACUGGAGGAGGAGAGAAAAGAGCUUCUGCUUCCCCAUACAAAGUUGGACGAAGAAAAGGAAAUACUGAGACAGCAGCAGAUGAAGCGAGAAGAGGAAGAAAGGCAGAAAGAAAAGGAGACAGUCAAGCAGCACCUACAUGGUAAACAUCAUCCCAGUCACCAAACUACAACUCAGAAACCAGAGACAACAACAUCGACAACUACCACAAAAAAGCCAUCGGCUCCUACGGCCCCCAGACUCCCAACUCGACCACAAAAAACAAAAAGGAUGAGGAAGAAUCGCAGACGGAUCAGUAAAGCAGCCAUGAGAGCAAUGCUGAUGUAGAACUAAAAGAAACCCAGGGACACAAAGAGAACAUGGUGCAUUUUGUGGAUAACCCAGAGAAGACCCAAAUGGACUCCCUUUGUACAAGUAUUUAUUAAUUUGUCAGUAACCCGCUCAUCCUGUGAGAUCUCCUCAGUAACACUACUAAUGACUGUCUGGUGAACCUCUACCUAUACCGGGAGUAACAGAGGAGGGGGAAACAAGAAAAUGGAGUGUAAAGAAAAGAUGGACCUUCUCCAGAGAAUGCUUGCCUCUUUGACAGUUGAUGGUAUGAAGCAACAAGUGGCACCCAAAGACUGAUGAACUGUGUGCAAGCACUGUGCCUGUGGGGAAAUGAAACUGCAUCGCUGUAGAACUGUAUAAAAUAGUGCAAUUUCAAAAGUCUCCUUGGAACCUUGUCUUGAUAUCAGCAGACAGAAACUGCACUUAAAUGUUGACAGAACCAAGUGUAUAAGGAGUUUGUUGCUGAAAGCCUGGAUUGUGUGAUAACCACAGUCAGAUUAGAAUAAGGAGUAUAUCUGGUGUAAAAAUUAACCAAAAAAGCCUAACGUAGCUGUUUUUCUAAUUGGAUAAUAUAAUAACAGAGAUUAUUAUAUCGUCAACACACUGCAGGAGCAGAAGAAUUUCCAUGUGUGAUAUCAAUUAUUAGCUCAUUAAAAAUGAUGGUCUCUCUCAAACCAUAUUUAAUUUUAUGUAACUCAUUGCAAACACUGGAAUUACACUUACAUGGAUAUAGAAAAAAUAUAGUUUUGCAUUAAUGAGGUUUCCUUGUCUCAAAGUAUUGUCACGGGUGAAACAAGAAUUGGCUUGUGACCUGACUGUGUGCUAUGUUUCUUAUUUAUUUGUUGCUACUGUUACUACUCUCUAUAAAAAAUACUGCAAACAACAUGUGGCUGAGAUAGAGUCUGAAAAGAUCAUUGUGUCAUAAUAACUGCGAGGUUUAAACAAAGGGACAGAACAUAAAAAAACUAAUCCUGUCAGUUUACCCCAGUAUCCUGUUCAGCUUCAGUGUCAAAUAGUGCGUGCAUGUGUGUUUGUUUUGUAUGCCUGUGUGGUUCAGUAUGUGUUUCUGCUCACAUCUAUAUUCUUUAUUUGAGUUUUUUUUUUCUUUCAUACAGAAAUGUCUCUCCCCCACCAGAUAUAUUUUGGUGCAAGCAGCCACAUUAAUUUUAAAGUCCUAACCCCAGAGUGUAUUUCUGUAGGAUCCCACCUUCUACACAUUAUAUUUGAUUUAAUUUACAGGCAACUAAAAGAGUGAAAACCAGUAACUCAAGGGUUAGCUAUUAAAACAAGAAAACCAAGAUAAACUUUACAAAUGUUGUUGUUUUUAUGACCUUUCUGUUUCCCUUAAUAACAGCAUGUAAAAACACACUGAUGCUAUUUUGUGUCUGAUAAUUUAGAGUCAGAACAUUUUAAGUUAUUGAAAAAAAGGCUUGUAUGUAUGUUCCUUAUACCAUCUGACAACUGUUACUUUUUUUUUUUUAAGUGUUUUCUUACCUGAUCUGGUGAACAAAAGAGAAUGUUUGUGAUAACUUUGCCACAUAAUGCUAUUUUCAUAUGGGUAUAAGAAGCUAAUGUGCUUGAAA